GUCAUUGAUCGUUGAGACUUGGGAUGUUGAUCUUGUCGCGUGGCUAAUUGACUCUUGGGAUAAACUCUCCUUGCUUGGAUUGAAUACACAGCUGUUGGUGUACCUACAUGAACCGGACGUCAACCACUUGACCACCUCACCACCGACAGACAGACAGACAGACACGGACAAUCAACGCAUUGAUCGACCAACGCUACUACUACAUCGUGCAACCCAUUGGACUCCAACCACUCAGUCCGAUCCCACACCCAUCCUUUCUUCCUCUGGCUCACUCGCCUCACUUACGCCCUCAAUUGCAAAGCUCAAAGACCUCCACCAAAAUGACCACCCCAAAAUACAACCUCCGCAACCCCCUCCCCCUCUCCGCCACCCAAGAAGCCGAAGUCAAACAAAUAUACUACAAGCGCGUACGAGGCCACUGCGCCCCCGAGAUCAAGGCCUUCGCCGAAUGCGCCGUCAACCGCACGGUAACAGCCACCUGGGUGUGCCGGGAGCAGCGGCUGGCGAUGAACUCGUGCAUGCUGGCGCACGCCAAACCGGAGGAGGAGGACCGGGCGCGGGAGGAGUGGUUCGCGACGCACGAGGAGCGGCGGCGCGCCGAGCAGGCCAAGUUGGAUGCCGUCGAGGAGCGGCGCGCGCAGGUCAUCUCGAUGAUGCGGGCGGAUGAUGAGCGGCGGCGGCGGCAGGAGGAGGAGAAGCUGCGGCAGCAGCAGCAGCAGCAGAAGUAGGAUGCGCCCGGGGUGUAUAUUCUUUCUUGAUUUGUGUUAGAUUGGGCGGGGUUUAGGAUGAGCAGUGGAUUGAGUUUUGGAGCUGGAGGUCAGUUCACACCAUUGGAGCUGGACGGGGGCGGGAGUGGGGAUGGGGAUGCAUGAGGAUAUGCGAAGUCUGGGGCUCUCUUCAUGGGCGUUAUGUUUUUCAUUUGUUUAUGCUGUACGAUAUGGCGUUUAUGUUUCUUUAUUUUUUUUUCUGUCUGGUCGUUGUAUGCAGGUUACCUUUUAGAAAGCAUAUCUGUACAUGUAUAGUAUGGACCAGAGAGUGGCUGAGGGUUCGAGGAUUCAAAAGUGGCUGGGGAGCAGAAG
Molecule: messenger RNA, 1079 nt
Organism: Aspergillus aculeatinus CBS 121060
Lineage: Eukaryota; Fungi; Ascomycota; Eurotiomycetes; Eurotiales; Aspergillaceae
Exons: 2
Coding region: 321-728 (135 amino acids)
Cellular component (GO): mitochondrion
Source: RefSeq, a predicted model, not a curated record